Nannizzia gypsea CBS 118893 is the source of this 2535-nucleotide messenger RNA. RefSeq lists its product as hypothetical. The transcript is spliced from 7 exons. Bases 1 to 2535 code for a protein of 844 amino acids. Gene Ontology annotation, cellular component: nucleus. The record is from RefSeq and is a predicted model, not a curated record. Gene Ontology annotation, molecular function: RNA polymerase II cis-regulatory region sequence-specific DNA binding; zinc ion binding; DNA-binding transcription activator activity, RNA polymerase II-specific. Gene Ontology annotation, biological process: DNA-templated transcription; regulation of transcription by RNA polymerase II. NCBI's taxonomy places the organism in Eukaryota, Fungi, Ascomycota, Eurotiomycetes, Onygenales, Arthrodermataceae.
AUGGCGCCCACACCACCUACAACCUCGUCCAGUACACAUUCUCCGGAAGGCCAAUACCGCGUUGUUCGGAAACGGAAUCGUGUCCCAGUGUCCUGUGCACCAUGCAGAAACCGAAAACUAAAAUGUAACCGUGCUACGCCCUGCGAGAAUUGCGUGAAGAGAGACGACGCUUCUUCCUGCUCAUACGCCCAAUCAACCACCAGACGGAGACACCAGAAUAACCAGUCCACAGUGUCAUCACCAGACGAUAUGCAGAAUCGCAUAGACCGAUUAGAGAGUCUGGUUUUGUCGUUAAUGACCAAUGGCGCACAGUCGGCUGGGCCUACUGCUGCGGUAGCUACCGUGUCAGGAGAUAGUAGUAUAGACUCGCAGGGCCCGCACAGCGCAAGCGCCAAUACAAUUGAUCUCGACUUGAAAGAUGAAGAAAGUGAUACGGAACAAGUUACGAAAUCGUUUGGAAUAUUGAAGGUGGAUAACCAGAGUCAGAAGUCAUAUUAUGUCUCUGAGGCGCAUUGGUCGGCUAUCCUGAACGAUAUUUCGGAAGUUAAACACUUCUGGACCACACAUAAGAAACAAUAUGAGGAACAGGUUCAGAAAGUGAGGGCAACCAAGCAGACACAGGAUUUGAAAGGCUCUGCUCUGAUAUUUGGCGCCAUGGCGAUGCCUACCGAAGAAGAAAUCAUGGCGUCUUUCCCUUCAAAGUAUACCGCGGAUAUGCUUCUCCGUCGUUUCUUUGCUACCCUUGAUCCAUCUAUCACUCUUGUUCAUGGUCCAACAUUCUGGAAAGAGUACGAAGCACACUGGCAAGACCCCUCCAAAACUAGCAUGGUCUGGAUAGCUAUGGUUUUCGCAAUGCUUCGGCUGUCGAUGCUAUCAUACCAUAGAGAACGGGACGAGCCCCCAGAAUUCCGAGGGAAGUCAUUAGAUAUAGCCAAAACAUACCGGCUGGCAAUGGCACAGGGACUGGUAUAUUCAGACUUCACGAAACCUCACCGGUAUUUACUUGAAACCCUAGCGUUCCACCUGCAUGCCGAAUACCCGCAGAGCUGUGACUCUGAGACCUCAGUUUGGAUCCUGGUUGGAAUGAUUGUCCGCUUGGGUAUGAGAAUGGGAUACCAUCGGGACUCUAAAAUGUUUCCGAAUAUAUCUGUUUUCCAGGGAGAAAUGCGUCGACGGCUUUGGACGUGGGUGAGACAGGCGGAUUUGCUGUUUUCCUUCGAGGCUGGACUUCCAAGUAUGAUCCGCACAGGGGACGCUGAUGCAGAAUUUCCCCGCUGUCUACAUGAUGACGACUUUGAUGAAGAUUCAAAGGAGAAUCCUCCAGAGAGGCCAUUUGACCAGCCUGCUCCCAUUGCGUACACUAUCAUCCAUGCAAGGCUGUCGACAGUCUUUGGUCGAGUGCUAGAGCAGUCACAGAAGCUUCGAGGUUGUUCUUACGAGGAGGUUUUGGAGUUGGACCGAGAGCUACGGCAUACCCGCGAGAUGAUACCCGAGUGGCUGCAGAUGAAGCCUUUUUCCGAAUGCACCCAUGAGCCAUCUACUCUAAUAAUGAACAGAAUAGCGGUUGAAAGUAUCUACCACAAAGCGCAAUGUGUUCUGCAUCGCCCGUAUCUAAUAAGAGCUCGUGAAAAUCCACGGUAUUCUCUAUCGCAUCGCGCCUGCGUCGAUAGCUCGCUAGAGCUCUUAAGGUUUCAAGCAAUGCUCCAUGCUGAGAAGACGAGCGGCAGAAGGGUACUAUAUCCAAGAUACUACACCAUAUCACUGACUGGCCACGACUUCCUUUUAGCCAGCACAAUUCUUGCCAUUGAUCUUUACCAUUACACCCAGCUAGGAGCGAAUAUGCGACGAGGUGAUUGCCCAUAUGGCUGGGGUGGCGAAAUGCAAGAAGAGAUGCUUGCUGCUCUUCGCCAAUCUCAUGAUAUCUGGAAUGAAAUGAAAGAUGAUUCUAUGGAUGCAUGGAAGGCCUCCAGCGUUCUGGGGAUGCUUCUAGAGCGGAUAAGUCACCGGCCAGAAACUAGAGAUGCAACGUCAAUGGAUAGCAGCUUCGACCCGCAAGAUGAGAAGCAAAGUGCUGCGAUGACUCUAGGGCUACUCAGCAGCGGGUUAACGCCUCAGGGGCCAACAAGUCCGCCUCAGUAUGGAGACUCCAUGAUAGGAAUUGAUCGGACGUCCGCAGCUCAGCAAGGCGGAUUGCCUUCUAACCUAGACCCAUUGGCAGGCAUGAAUUCUCCAUUUGGCAUGUUUGGUCAGAUGCCAGACAUGCAACCAUUCAAUCUCGACUGGGAUGCUUGGGAUAAGUAUAUCCAAUCGGCCGCUCUAGACCCUAUCAACCAAAAUUGGGCAGAUGUAAAUCAACGGCAGGACUUUCAACAAAUACACCAACCUCAGACUACCGCUGAAAAUGAACAAAAUAUGUCUAUAAGGCCACCAGAAUAUCCUCUACGCAAUGGUACAUAUGAUGCGAACGGCAAUACCUCCACUAAUCCUACAUUUAUGGAUAAUAAUGAGUAUCAAGGCCGUGAUGUUGCCUCCUGA